ACCAUAGUGCAACUAUAGUUUAAAAAAGUUACUAAGAAGGAGAAGAAGAAUACUGCAGUAGCGUCAAAUGCACGUCAAAUGUCACUUGUCAGUGACGUCACGCAGUUGCUGGUCGUGUUCUCAUUAUUUUUAUUUCGUAAUUUCCAGAAAACUUGUAUUUUUUAGUUCUUUUCCUAUGAAUACACUUCAUUUUUAGAUUGAAACAAAAUGGAUAAUCAAUACUAUUAUAAAUUGAUGGCAAGUUACUUGUCGAAACGAAAUUGCGAUGAAUCCUUCAUGAGGUAUUUUUUUGGUAAGAAUGCAACAAAGAAAACCCCAGAAGAACUGGAACGCGCCGACGAAAGGAAACGUAGACUUCAACGAGAACGAUCACGGAGAUAUCGAGCAUUAAAAAACGCACGUAGGCAACACGAGAGCACGCGCGACAGCACCGAUAACGAAGGCGGAAGGAGCAAGUCCCGCGGAGUGUCUAUCGACGAGGACUUGAGCGACGGGGACGAGCUCCCAACCCUCUGCGACCUCAACUACGAUGACAAGUGGAGAGAACAAGCUUCUUCGGAUUGUGCGUCCGACGACAACUCGGCCCAAUCGUCCGCUGAACUCAAAGAAGCCGCGCUCUCCGGUAAUGUGACUUUGAAUCUUAAAGAAUUUCUGAGCUCGCCUAAUGCAGACUUAGAUUACCCAACUGUUCACAGCCUAAUGUUCCAUUGGCUUCAGACGUAGCAUUGUCAUUGAUGAUACUUUACCACAAAAAACACAAAUUGGUCCAUAUCACAAAAAUACUUAAAUUGGCAGCACAAAUUAAUAGCGAUUAUUUUUAUAGUAUCAUUACAAAGGAAUUGCUAAAUCUUGAGAAUUACACAUAUCAAGAGUUAGGAGUACUGCUUAUUUACAUAAUGUCACAAGAGUUAAAAGAACCGUCCUGCUGUAGCUAAGAUGUUAAAUCUUGUAUGUGAACUAGGUUGUUAAUUUUUUGCUUAAUUCAAAAUUUUAUUCAUAUAAAAUUACAAUAAUUCAUAGAAAUGUGAAACUCCCCAGGUCACUUGUUUGUUGUUAUUCCACAAUGUUGCAAAUACUUUUAUUCAUAAUAUGUUGAAUAAGAUGUGUCAACAAAUUAAUUAUUUCAUGUGUUGAGCCGAAAUUGAAGGUUUGAGUUAAAAGAUUUACUUUGCACCACACAUUAAGUAGUUACAUCUAAUUUCUAAUAUUGAUAUUCAUCUAUUGCUUGGUAAUAUUUUAUCUAUUUCUGUCCAUGAUAUUGUCAUAAAUAUAAAAAAUAUAAAAAAAAUACUUCGAACGGAACAUGAGUUUGUAACAUCAUCAUUCAGUAUAACAAAUUUUGUAGAUGGUGUGCUGUUGUGUCCUCAGACACAGAACAGAUUAUUAUAGAAGUUUCCAAUAGACAAUAAGUUGUUAAGUUGCCAUAUCCUAAUGUUUAGAUACUCAACUAUUAUUAUACAUAUUCAUAAAGAAUUUAGAUUAUAUAUAUACCUAUAGUUUGUGAUACAAUGAAUUUACAUUAUGUGUGAAGUUUACUAUAUUGAGAAAUAUUUUAGGCAUAAAUAAACUCUUGUGUCUAUGAUUACCCUAGAAAAAAUAUGUGAAUGUUGAU
Messenger RNA from Aricia agestis (brown argus), 1612 nucleotides. RefSeq lists its product as uncharacterized. The transcript has a single exon. Bases 208 to 723 code for a protein of 171 amino acids. The record is from RefSeq and is a predicted model, not a curated record. Lineage: Eukaryota; Metazoa; Arthropoda; Insecta; Lepidoptera; Lycaenidae.